AUGACGACGGAAAACAGCGCCGCAUUUCACGAAUUCCUCACGUCGGACUUCGUCUCCCUCCAGGCUCUCAACUCCACGCGAGUGUUCAAGGUCCACAAAGCACUUCUUGACGCCAAAUGCAAAGCUGUUGCUUCGGCAUUCAACGGUAAUUUUACUGAGCGGCAGUAUGGAGUGUAUACUUUUUCUGAUACCUCGGAGGAGACCCUGGCGCGAUUCCUCGAAUGGGCCUAUGGGGGAGACUAUACCCAGCCCGCGGUAAAGCGUAAAGACACGACAUCUGAAAAAGUCAACAAAGGACCUGCUGGUGAUCAGCUAGAGAGCCUUGACCAUCCACUGGUGGCUCAUAUGGCAUUGUAUAUCUUCAGCGAAGUUUAUAUUGUCCCGAACCUGAAAGAACUUGCCUUUACCAAGAUCAAGGAGGCCAUUGAGCUCAUAGAGAGGCCAGAGACUGCGGACGAUUGCCUUGGUGUCAUCUCUCUUUUGAAGCUUGCAUAUACGAAGAUACCUGCAAACACGUCCUCGGCAGAACUUCAAGAGUGGUUGGCGCUUUAUGCCGCAUUCGGUUUGGAGGAGCUCCGCGAUCAGCCUUCGUUCAAUGACGUCCUCAGACUUAGUCCAGAUCUGGCUUCGAAAAUACUGAGUUACUUGAACCCAACCGAUUCUCCUCCUUGGUCAGGUGGGCGGUGUAAGCCUUGGGGAUAUAGAAGUUGGCAAUGA
Molecule: messenger RNA, 717 nt
Organism: Aspergillus oryzae RIB40
Lineage: Eukaryota; Fungi; Ascomycota; Eurotiomycetes; Eurotiales; Aspergillaceae
Exons: 2
Coding region: 1-717 (238 amino acids)
Molecular function (GO): protein binding
Source: RefSeq, a predicted model, not a curated record